This is a messenger RNA of Sus scrofa (pig), 4203 nucleotides long. The record is from RefSeq and is a predicted model, not a curated record. NCBI's taxonomy places the organism in Eukaryota, Metazoa, Chordata, Mammalia, Artiodactyla, Suidae.
AAAAGACCAAAAAAAAAAAAAAAAAGAAAAAAGAACCCCCCCCAAAAAAAAACCCCUCAAACCCCAGCAAAAAACAAAUAAACGGACUUUAGGGGCCGAAUAAGCUUUGCAAUCCACUAUAAUACUUGUUUUCCACUUUUUUUUUUUUUUAAACCUAGAGCAGCUCUAUGAACCACAGAAUGGUAGAGCCAGAAAAAUUCUUAGAAAAUAUCUCUGUUGUCCAGUGUAGUAGUCACUAGCCAUAUGUGGCUAUGUAAAUUUAAGUCUAAAUUAAUUAUCAAUAAAUAAUUUGAAAGUUAAAAACACAGGUCCUCAGUUGCAGUCACUACACUUUACUGUAGCCACAUGUGGAUAGUGGUGACCAUACCUGACUGUGCAAAUACAGAACAUUUCCAUCGUAGCAGAAUGUUCUGUUAGAUAACACUGCAAGACCAAUUUUCUCAUUAUAUAUAUGAAAGUAUUGAAGUCUGGAGAGGUAAGAUUAUACCAAAGUCACACAACUAGUUAAGGACAAAAUUAGACAAUAGUCUAGAUAUCUUGAUUUCUAUGCCAUGGUAUUUUCUGUUUGGUCACAAAGACACCUGCAGAUCCACAGGACUUCCUCUCUGGUGAUUAAUUUGUGGGAGAUACGGCAUAUCUAUCCAUUAUGGGACAAAUUAUGGGGACAUACUUUUGGUGACUCCACAUUACCCACACUCUGAUACCAUGUCCUUGAGUUUGAAGAAAUACUGUGUCUAUUUUACUAAUUGGAUACUAUUUCCAUUCUAGAAUCUUUUCUUCUAAGAAUCAGUGGGGCAUACAGUCACUCACAUAUAAAGUGUGGCAAAUUGUAAUUAGUUAAUAAUCACCAAUAUUUACUGAGCAUUUAUUAUGCACCAGUCAUUCCCUCUAAAUGCUUCACAUUCAAUUGAGGAAUAUGAAUGAGAAUUAUGUGGUAUGCCCAAGGUCAUAGGUAGCAAUUGUUAGGCUUGAGAUGUGAGCCCCAGGCAGUCUUCCCUAGAGCUCCUGCCCUCACCCACUGCACUUAUGGAGCAGCUGCCCUGUAUAGCACAUUGUCUAAAGCCUUGGUGAAAGCUGAGCAUGCUGACAAUGUCCUAGCUGUCCAGAAAUCAGUAAUCCAAUUGAUUAUUGGGAGUGGAGGAAGAGAAUAGCACAUCCAUGAACAUGAUUUAUGUAUACUUUUUAGUAUUUAUAGCCACAGAAAUACUCAGGAAUUUGGCUUUUUUGCAUUUUUAAAUUCACUCCCUUUCUUUUCUUCCUUUUUGUGGAAAAAACAAAACCCCCCAAAGCAGAUAUCCUCAGUAAUAAAUGCCCUUCAAACAGUUGAUGAUUGUUCCCAGGCAGUGCACCUUUCCUGGAUCUUCUUUUAGGGACUCUGAACGUGCUCUUGAGAACCCGUCUUGUACAGACUGGCCAGGGCUGUAGGUGAAUAAGGGAAGGGAGUGGAGAGAUCAUUAAUGCUUUGAUUAUAGUUUAAGCACCCCACGAGGGGUUUCUUAGGAAGGCCCUUGAGUUAGGUAUGUUUAUGACAAGAAGGAUCUUUUUACAGAUUCACUAAACACAAAUAGAGGAUUUUUUUUUUUUAAAGAGUAAUUGGAUUUAGCAGGUGAUUUCACAGUUUGGAGCAACUGUUUUCAUUUUCUAAAAUAUAUCUCUGCCCACACUUGCUAGCGAAGCCACAUUGGCACCCAGUUAGCAACAGCAGUGUUUAAACAUGCUGUGGCUGGCACCACUGAAACAACAACAGAAAGGGCUUUAGCCUCUCAAAUCCUCCUGACUGUGCUGUGCAAGGGUGCUUCCAAGAUUUUAAAUAGAUGAACGAAUAACAUACCAAGUUGCAAUUACCACUGUGAAUUGGUCCAAUAAUAUGAUGCUAUUAUCAUCAAGUUACUAGUAGAAUAUGACUUCGAUUAUUCACAGUCCAUCUGCUUUGAAAUUUGUAUUUAGAUUGUUUGUGCUGAUGUCUUCUGCAUUUGACAAAGCUUCAGUCAAGGUUACUAAUAAUUCUCAGAAGGUAUUCUGGGUCAUGGGUGAGUGGAACAGAGCUUAUGAAGAAGAUGCUUCCUUUGACCUGUGGCUCCAGGGAAUAUCACAAGAUUAAAUUGAUUGUUUGACGAUCAAACUUUAGGUCACUGAGCUGAGAUAGGAGUGCCCUUGCCAAGGGAGGAGCCACAUAUUCAAGCCUGCGUCCAGGAUCAAGAAGAGAAGGAGACCUAGAUGCUUUUUGCCAUUCUGACGCUGAAUGAUGAGACAGGCAACCAUGGAUUUCAGCACUCCAUCUGUGUUUGAUCAGCAAAAAGGUGAUUCAUCUGAAGAAGUUGACCUCACCAUGGUUUAUCAGGCAGCAUCUAACGGAGAUGUCAAUGCUCUCACUGCCGUGAUUCGGGAAGACCCGUCCAUCCUAGAAUGCUGUGACAGUGAAGGAUGUACACCCUUAAUGCAUGCGGUUUCUGGACGUCAAGUGGACACAGUGAAGCUGCUGUUGAAGAUGGGAGCCAACAUUAACAUGCAGGACACUUACGGCCGCACAAGUCUAUGCCUGGCAACCUAUCUGGGUUGGCUGGAAGGCUGUGUGAGUCUACUCAGAAAUGGUGCCAAGCACAAUAUCCCAGAUAAAAAUGGCCGUCUGCCCCUGCAUGCUGCCACUGCUGAGCCCGAUGUGAGGCUCCUAACAGUCUUGGUACAACAGUCAAAUCUCAGUGAGAUUAAUCACCAGGACAAUGAGGGAAUGACACCACUCCACUGGGCAGCUUUCCACAACCGGCCUCAACAUACCCAAAUGCUGCUGAAGAAGGGGGCAGACCCCACCCUUGUGGAUAAAGACUUUAAGACAGCUCUCCACUGGGCAGUCCAGAGUGGAAAUAGAAUUCUGUGUUCCAUCAUUCUGGGCCAUCACCAGGGUCCAUCCAUCAUCAACUAUGACGAUGAGAGUGGGAAGACAUGCGUGCACAUUGCUGCAGCAGCAGGUUUCAGCGACAUUAUCAACGAGCUGGCAAGAGUCCCUGAAUGCAACCUGCAGGCUCUGGAUGUGGACGACAGGACACCUCUGCACUGGGCUGCAGCUGCAGGGAAGGCAGACUGCGUGCAGUCGCUGCUGGAGCUGGGCAUGGACAGCAACCUGCGAGACAUCAAUGAGAGCACGCCCCUGGCCUACGCCCUGUACUGCGGCCACACAGCCUGUGUCAAGCUCCUCUCCCAAGAGAGCAGAGCAGAGCUGACUCGACCCCUUCCUUCCCAGGACAGUAGACCCCAGAAGAAGGAGGGACGAUUCAGCAUGCUCAAUCAAAUCUUUGGCAAGAACAAAAAAGAAGAGCAGAGGGCCUAUCAAAAGGAUCACAGUGGGGACUGGCACAGGGGGGAGCAUGCCUCGGAAGUCGAUGACAUCAUCACCACCUUUGACAGCAACGUGGAUACCAACUGCCAGGAACAGCCUGGUGAUCAGGUGGCUAUGGUUGACUUCAAGAAGAGGACCUCGGAAAAUUCACAAUAUCACUUGCCCGAAAAGAAGCCUCUGGCCCGUAAAGGGCUUCCACCAAUCAGAACACAGAGUCUCCCACCCAUCACCCUGGGCCAUAACUUCCUGACAGCCUCCCAGGGGGCCACUUCCCAUGCUGGCCUGAGCCCUGGUACUCAUAACACAGCCCAGCGAUCUCAGAAAAGCCGAAGUGAGCAGGAUUUAUUGAAUAACAGAACUGGCUGCCAGGCAUUGCUAGAUAACCCUUGGAAAGGUGACUCUAACCCAGUGUUCUAUAAAGCUUGGACUGUGUCUUCUUCUGAUAAGCUGUUAGACAGGUUACUUACCAGCAGAUCCGGUCACCAGGAGGUGUCAGGGCCACCACAUCUUCCUCAUCUACAUAAUCCGUCAUCAGGUAAAGUCCUUGCUUCCCUCUUCCUCAUUCCUGGCAGGCUUUAUAAAAGAAAUGUGUCAUGCCCUUCUGGGUUAGGAACUGGAGUGACAGUAGGUAGCCUAGAGGGCAGGGCCAGAAGGAAACCAGCAAUUAGGUCACCUUUUCUCUUGCGUACACUGGAUUCAGGAUUUCCAGGCUAUGGAAACAUUCUGUUUUUCCACCCUGUCGACAAUCAUCAAGUAUGUGCCUUCUUGAAGUUCCUGUUGUGGCUGAGUGGUAACAAAUUCAACUAGCAUCCACGAGGAUACAGCUUCAAUCCCUGGCCUCACUCAGUGGGUUAAGGAUCUGGCAUUGC